AUGCUACGGUGGAUCAACAAACUAUCACGAAGAAUGACCAUCAACAUCGAGGAUUUCAAUGUCAUCAAAGAAGGUAAAGCCUCGGUGCUUGUACCUAAACAAGAGACGGUCUUCUAUAACCAUAUCCAGCAGUUCAACAGAGAUCUCUCGGUGAUGGCUAUCAAGGCCUGGCUUGAAGGGUACAAUGCAAAGAGGGAACUAAAGGCGCUGAAGAAGCGUAAGGCCGAGGAAGAGAAUGGCGAAAAGGCAGCUCCAGCUGUGAGUACAGAGAAUCGCAAGUUUGUUCGUAUUCUCGAGGCUCUCUCGGCGUCGGGACUCAGGGCUUUGAGAUAUGGCCAUGAAGUGCCUCAGGUAUCGAGAAUUGUGGCUAACGAUUUGCUUCCUGCUGCUGUGGCGUCGAUUAACCGUUCGGCUGAGUAUAAUAAGCUUGAUGAUUUGGUUAAGGGUAACCAGGGUGACGCUAUCACGUAUAUGGGGUCUGUUACUGAUAAGGAUAGGUUCCAUGUGGUGGACUUGGACCCUUACGGAACGGCAGCACCAUUCUUGGAGAGUGCCAUUCGCCUGGUUUUGGACGACGGGUUGCUUAUGGUUACUUGUACAGAUGCUGGUGUUCUUGCUGGAAACGGGUACCCUGAGAAGUGUUAUGCUUUAUAUGGUGGAAGUAACUUUGGCAACACCACGUUUGGCCUGGACGCCAACCACGAGGCAGGUAUUCGUCUUUUGCUUUCCACUAUUGCCAAUAUCGCUGCCAGACACAAGAAGUUCAUUGAACCAGUGCUCAGUUUGAGCAUAGACUACUACUUCCGUGUAUUCGUGAAGGUCAGUACCAGUGCAGCCCAAGUCAAGCAUUUAUCUUCAACCACCAUGAUGGUUCACCAUUGCAUUGGCUGUGGCUAUAUGGCAGAGCAGAGAAUGGGCAGAGCUAGCGGCCACAAGUUCCAGACGCCGAGAGCUGUUUCUGUAGGACCCACCUGUCCAUGCUGCAACAGUCCAUUCCACGUUGCCGGUCCAUUAUGGGGCGGUAAAUUGCACAACAAGGAGUUUGUGGAGCAGGUUCUCUCCGUGAACGCCAAAGCCGAUAAAGAAGUUUAUGGCACGACAGACAGAAUCAAGGGUAUGCUUACGUUGGCCAAAGAAGAGCUCGAAACGCCAUUCUAUACUAAUCUUGGUCGUUUGCCCAGUCUUUUCAAGGCAUCAACCAUUCCAAUCACAGAGUUUGCACAGGCAUUGGGCAACUUGGGCCAUGAAGUGUCGUUGACCCACGCCAAAGCCAAUUCCAUUAAAACCACAGCACCAAGAGAAGACGUUUUGCUUGUGGCCCACAGAUGGGUUCGCCGAAGCAACGAAAAGCGUCUUCAGGAACUUAAAGCUAGCCUUGAGUCCACCACAGACGAAAACAAAAGAAAACAAAAGGAAGAGGCUAUCAAAGAAAUCGAAAAGAACCCAUAUGCCACCAAAAACCUCACCGAAAACAUGCCUGGGUUCCAUGUACAGAAGUUCCUCGAGAAGGAUACCAGAGAAGUUGAUUUCGAGACGCCGAACGAGUUCAGCGACCGUCUUUUAAAGCUCAGAAAGAUCAAGAUGGUGAGGUUCCAAGAGACGCCAGCCAACUGGGGCCCCAAAGCCAGGCCAGGCAAGAAGCAAAAGACAGAGUAA
Molecule: messenger RNA, 1656 nt
Organism: Candidozyma haemuli
Lineage: Eukaryota; Fungi; Ascomycota; Pichiomycetes; Serinales; Metschnikowiaceae
Gene: TRM1
Product: tRNA (guanine26-N2)-dimethyltransferase
Exons: 1
Coding region: 1-1656 (551 amino acids)
Biological process (GO): tRNA N2-guanine methylation
Cellular component (GO): nucleus
Molecular function (GO): RNA binding
Source: RefSeq, a predicted model, not a curated record